This is a messenger RNA of Olea europaea var. sylvestris, 2867 nucleotides long. Its product is annotated as cell division control protein 2 homolog. The record is from RefSeq and is a predicted model, not a curated record. The coding region runs from base 1348 to 2295 and encodes 315 amino acids. Gene Ontology annotation, biological process: protein phosphorylation; G1/S transition of mitotic cell cycle; regulation of meiotic cell cycle. NCBI's taxonomy places the organism in Eukaryota, Viridiplantae, Streptophyta, Magnoliopsida, Lamiales, Oleaceae. Gene Ontology annotation, cellular component: nucleus; cytoplasm; cyclin-dependent protein kinase holoenzyme complex. Gene Ontology annotation, molecular function: cyclin-dependent protein serine/threonine kinase activity; ATP binding; cyclin binding. The transcript has 9 exons.
GCCAUUUUUGCACAAUAAUAUGCAUGAUAAUGCGUAUCUGUGCUCUGAAAUUAUUUAUUACUGUUUGAUUUGAUGUUAGGUAAGUAAAUUCGUCAGCUGUCUAAUCUUUGCUUAAGUGAGAAAUAGUGAAUGUGAAGCUGCACGAGCUUUAAUCUUCGGUUGUUUCAACUGUUUCUGUACCGAACAUUCUUUUUGUUAUUCUGUGAUUAGAUGCUAACUAAAUUCGUUCGUUGUUUUCUCUUUGUUUUAAGUCUGAGUUAGCAAAUGCGAAGUUGCACGAGGUUCGACUGUUUCUGCUUUCAACUGAAUUUUUUAAGUUAUGUAGUAAUGCAGUGUUUGUUUUGUUUUUGUGCCUUUUUUUGUAAUUGUACUAUUUUAUGGUUGAUUUUGCUUUGUAAAGGGAAUCGUACUCCGAUGAACGGUUGAUUUGAUGUGCGCAUAUGCUAAUGUAUAUGUAUAGUUACGGUAAUUGUACUAUUUUAUGGUUGAUUUUGCUUUGUAGAGGGAAUCGUACUCCGAUGAACGGUUGAUUUGAUGUGCAUGCUACUAAUUUAUGGUUGAUUUUGCUUUGUAAAGGGAAUCGUACUCCGAUGAACGGUUGAUUUGAUGUGCAUGACAAUGUAUAUUAUGUAUAGUUACUGUUACUGUUACUUAUUCUGCGGCCUGCGCUGUGAUGUUAGAUAAGUAAAUUUGCUGGCUCUGAAUUUAACCUCCGGUAGUUUUAACUGUUUCUUUCUUGAACUGGAUCUGGACUUAAUUAUUUAAGUUGUAUAAUUGAUUUUCUGAGUGUUAUUUUCUUGUCAUUUUUCCUCUAUAACGUGAAUUGUACGAAAAUCAAUUAAUUUUGUCAUAAAAUUUAAGCCAUUUGGGAUGAAUUUAUAAAUGUAUUAAAAAUCAGUGGUAAAUAAAUGGAUAGUCCUCAUGGAUCUAUUAGAACGUGGGAUUGAAAAUUUAUAAAUUUGCCAAACAGAUUGAAUUGAAGCCAAAAAGAAUCUAUAUUUAAUUUUCUGACAUUGUAUCUAAACAGAAUGCUACGAUCUGCACCUUCAAAGUUUAGGUGAAUAUACCAUCCUCGCUCAAAUUUUGACAUAUUUCUCAGAUACUAGAACCUAUAUAUUAAUUUAUUCUUGGAAUUGGUCCCAAGUAACUCUGUCGUGUUUUCACAUAAAACUCCAAAGUAACAAACUAAUUUAAUUCAGUUUUUAACAGAAGACGAGUUGCUGUUUUGCUCUUCUUCCCUUCUUGAAUGACUUAUUAGACUUUCUCUAAUCACUUUUCUCAAAAAAGUCACAUUGUCCUCUGUGUUUUCAUAUAAAAGUGCAAAUUAGAUGGAGAAGGUAACCAGUUAUGGCUUUAUCGUUGGUUUUGUCCCAUUUGUUUGUGCUUGAAAAGGAUUGUGAUGAUAUAAAGUUCGAACAGUAUGAAAAACUUGAGAAGAUUGGCAAGGGAACUUAUGGAGUGGUGUACAAGUGUCGUAAUUGCGAGACCAAUGAAAUUGUUGCUCUGAAGAAACUGAAGAUGGAUAAACCAGACGAGGGAGUUCCUUACACAGCUGUCAGAGAGAUUUCUCUCUUGAAAGAGAUGCAGCAUGAGAACAUAGUAAGGCUGCUGGAUGUUGAGCACACUGAGAAGAGGUUGUAUCUUGUAUUUGAAUAUCUGGACUUGGAUCUGGCGAAACACAUGGAGUCUAGCCCAGAAUUCUCAAGGAAUCCUCGCCUUGUUAAAUUGUUUCUGUAUCAAAUACUACGUGGUGUAGCAUAUUGUCAUUCUCACAGAAUCCUCCAUCGAGAUUUGAAGCCUCAAAACCUGCUGAUUGAUCUUCGUACUAAUACAUUAAAGCUUGCAGAUUUUGGAUUGGGCAGGGCAUUAUCCAUUCCUCUUGGGACACUUACGCACCAGAUGGUUACUCUAUUGUACAGGGCCCCAGAAAUACUACUUGGAUUAAAGAAGUAUUCUACUCCUGUUGAUGUUUGGUCAGUUGGUUGUAUAUUUGCUGAGAUGGUGAACCAGAAGCCCUUAUUUCCUGGGGAUACUGAGAUUAAGCAAAUCCGCAUGAUUUUCAGUGUUAUGGGAACCCCUAAUGAAGAUACAUGGCCUGGAGUCACAGCUCUGACCGGUUUAAUAUAUAAAUAUCCAAAAUGCCUGCCUAAGGACCUUGCUACUGUGGUUCCAAAUCUUGAUGCAGCUGGUCUUGAUCUCCUUGGUAAAAUGCUGUGCUUGGAUCCAAUAAAAAGAAUCACUGCUAAAAGUGCUCUUGAACAUGAGUACUUCAAGGACAUCGAGCUCAUCCCCUGAUUCAGUUCCAUUGAUCCCGGUGCAUAUAUAUAUAGCCAUUUAUGCUUCUGGGACGAGGGAGAAUAACACGACCAUGUUGCUGGUGAGCGAUUGCAGAAACACCCUCUGGCUGAUGUCUUUAGAUUACAUAUGAUGUUACGGUGUAUACGGCUUAUGCUGUGUGUUUCAUCAUCAUUCCCGACGUCAACAACUCUGACCUGAAAAUAACUCGCUAGCUUCCUCCUGAGAGUCGUAUUCUCUUGUUUGACUUGCUGGAACAUCCCCACGCAUCUGUAAUAGCGGGCAGGACUUGACGUCAACAUUUUCUUUGUUUGGCAUCAAAACUACUUGAAUAAUUGACAAUAACGAUUGUGUGAAUAUAAAACGGCAUAAAUACAUAGGAUUUGUAGUCAAACAAAAGUUCCCUGCUUGCAGUAUUCUAGAAAUUGUGCGCAUUCUUCUGUACUUUCUUUGUGCCUACGCUGUAAGAAAUAAACUUUGCUAGUUUUCGAUCUAACACAACCAUCACUUGGAUCUAGAAUAAAAUUGGAUUGCUAUGCAGUAUUUGACCCCAGUAAACUGUGUGUUGAAUA